GACCGACAGACCGACCGUCCGUCCGUCCGGCAGCGUCGCUGCGGGGAGGCCGGAAGCCUCGGCCCCGGCCUUGGCCCCGGCCGGCCUCGGUCCCGCGGGCGUGGCGGCACCAUGGCCUGCCUGUUCAAGAAGAAGACGGUAGACGAUGUAAUAAAGGAACAGAAUCGAGAGUUACGAGGUACACAGAGAGCCAUAAUCCGAGAUCGAGCAGCUUUAGAGAAACAGGAGAAACAGCUGGAGCUGGAAAUUAAGAAAAUGGCCAAGACAGGUAACAAAGAAGCUUGCAAGGUUUUAGCAAAGCAACUAGUGCAACUGCGAAAACAGAAGACUAGAACAUUUGCUGUAAGUUCGAAAGUGACCUCUAUGUCUACACAAACCAAAGUGAUGAACUCCCAAAUGAAGAUGGCUGGAGCUAUGUCAACUACAGCAAAAACAAUGCAAGCAGUUAACAAGAAGAUGGAUCCACAGAAGACGUUACAAACAAUGCAGAAUUUUCAAAAAGAAAACAUGAAAAUGGAAAUGACAGAAGAAAUGAUAAAUGAUACACUGGAUGAUAUUUUUGAUGGAUCUGAUGAUGAAGAAGAAAGCCAAGACAUUGUGAACCAAGUGCUUGAUGAAAUUGGAAUUGAGAUAUCUGGAAAGAUGGCCAAAGCUCCCUCAGCUGCAAGAGGCUUACCAUCCACAUCGUCAUCAAAAGCUGCUACCAUUUCUGAUGAAGAAAUUGAACGGCAACUUAAAGCUUUGGGAGUGGACUAGUUAAAAGUCUAAAUGUCCAUCAUCUUCUAUUUGUAAUUAUUUAGAUGGGUGUCAGUAUACAACAUGUACAGUGCAGUUUUCUUUGCAAGACUAUAUAGAUUUUGUGGGGAAAACAGGCUCUGUAAAUGAGGAUUUGUUGACACUUAAUGGCUGUUUUAAAUCUUUUGCCAAAGAAUAAUGCAGCAGAAAAGCAAUUUGGAUUUAAUUUGCCGGAACUUUGCAAAUCUCCCUGAUGCAUGGUACAGUAUUUAAAGUCAGUGGUUAAGUCCAGACUGUGCCUAUGUUAAGGAAUUUUUCCCCUCCACCAGGCAUUAACUGGAAGAGGCUUGGAAAAAAAAAUGAAAGCAUUACCUUUACUACUGUAUAGUUGAUUAUUUUAGAAUGGAUGUAUUUAUCUUAAGGGAGUCGACCUGGCAGUUUUUUUUUUUAAUUUUCAAAGAGGAAAGUUCCUCUCUGUAGCCGACUUAAAAAGUUUCAUAAUAGUUUUCUUUGCAGACCCAGCGUUGAUAAAUUUGGGCAUCAAAGGUUUACAGAUCUUCAAAUACCGAGUGCACAUGAAUAAAAUCAAUGUUUGCCUAAUAGUGUAGAACCUUUUGAAAAUUCCCCUUUUUAUUUUACAGGGUUCCUACUUUUAGAUUAAGCGUAAGUUACCACGAAGGGCACCAAAUGACGUAAUGUAAUGUAACACCCAUCAGAUUUGUGCCUUUCUGCAGAUGACACACAUAGUCCUGAUUCCUUGAAAACUGAAAUCACUACCAUGAAGCAAAGAUUAUUUAUGAAUUCACACACCGUUAAAUAGGAAAUAUUAAACUAACCAGCUACUUCAAACAACUAAUUGCAAAGUAAUACAGUUUUGCCAGGAUCCUGCCUAAAACUUGAUUUGUAUGUUACUGUACUAUGCACUAUUUUUGUCAGUUGUGGAGAUGCUGUAGUGUUUAAUGUUCAUAGUGGAAGAUUAAGCAUACAAACAAUUUUUAAGUCCGCCUGUAUAGGGUAGUUUUGAAAAAUGGCUUGAAAGAAGACCAGUUGACGCAUCUAUUUCUGGUUGCCUGCCCUUCUGACCAUCUGGUAAGAGGUUUUUCCUCAGUGAUUGUCCUGUCCACCAUGCUUGGUGUGCUGAAACUUGUUGGCCAUAAUCACAUUUUAAAUUAGCUCAAAGCUGAGGAUUCGGUAUGGGAAAUCAGUCCAUGUAACUUUCUGGAUCAGUAAGGGGCCAACUGUAGUUUCCAGGAAGAAACCACAAAAUAGAUUGGGAUUUGUGCUGUAUAUACUAAUGUGGAUCCUUUCUUCUGUUGCUUAUGGGGGAAUCUCUGUUUACAAAUUAUUUUGUAAAAAGAAAAAAUACAAUAAAGCCUUUUAUUCCCAUAA
Tachyglossus aculeatus (Australian echidna) is the source of this 2124-nucleotide messenger RNA. It is a transcript of the gene CHMP2B, whose product is annotated as charged multivesicular body protein 2B. The record is from RefSeq and is a predicted model, not a curated record. The transcript is spliced from 6 exons. Bases 112 to 756 code for a protein of 214 amino acids. Gene Ontology annotation, cellular component: ESCRT III complex; multivesicular body. Lineage: Eukaryota; Metazoa; Chordata; Mammalia; Monotremata; Tachyglossidae. Gene Ontology annotation, biological process: protein transport; late endosome to vacuole transport; endosome transport via multivesicular body sorting pathway.